AUCGGCCUAGGCCCGGCCCGGCCCGCGGCGCUCCCGCCGCCCGUGGCCCCAGCUGCCCCCCGGCGGUCCUCCGGGCCCCCCGGUGUCUCCCAGUGCCCUCGGAUCCUUAUAGCUCCCUGCUCUGCUCUCAGCUUCCCCUGUCCCCCGUUCUCCCGUAGCCUCCCGUGGCCACCGCGGUCCCCUCGUUGCUCCCCGUAGCCCCCCGUGGCUCCCCUCCGUGUCCUCGUAGCCCUCCCGGCUUCCCGUAGCCCCCAGCUCCGCUGCCUUUCCUCUCGGCUUCCCCGAUCCCCGGCUCCCCGCCGCCCCCCGUGGCCCUCUCGGUUGCCCCGUCGGUCCCCGUGCCCGCCGCCAUGAGUGAGCUGAAGGACUGCCCGCUUCAGUUCCACGACUUCAAGUCUGUGGACCACGUGAAGGUGUGCCCCCGGUACACGGCGGUGCUGGCCCGCUCGGAGGACGACGGCAUCGGCAUCGAGGAGCUGGACACGCUGCAGCUGGAGCUGGAGACGCUGCUCUCCUCCGCCAGCCGCCGCCUCCGCGUCCUGGAGGCUGAGACCCAGGUGCCGGGACUGCAGCCGGAGGGUUGGCUCCCCGUCCCGCUCCUUCCCGCCGAGGGGCUGGCUGCCGCUGGUCCAUCCCUGCCCAGCGCCGGCUGCGGGACCCGACCAGGCAUCGCUCCCUUCCAGAUCCUGACGGACUGGCAGGAUAAGAAGGGCGACCGGCGGUUCCUGAAGCUCAGCAAGGACCACGAUGUGGGCACCUCUGUCAAGCAUGGAAAGCCCAAGAAGCAGAAGCUGGAGGGCAAAGGGGGCCACGGGACUGGGCCUGGCCCUGGUCGGCCCAAAUCCAAGAACCUGCAGCCCAAGAUCCAGGAAUAUGAGUUUCAGGAUGAUCCCAUUGAUGUGCCUCGCAUUCCCAAAAACGAUGCGCCAAACAGGUUCUGGGCAUCAGUGGAGCCAUACUGUGCUGAUCUCACCAACGAGGAGGUCAGAGUCCUGGAGGAGCUGCUCAAGCCACCGGAGGACGAGGCUGAGCAUUACAAGAUCCCGCCCCUGGGGAAGCAUUACUCCCAGCGCUGGGCCCAGGAGGACCUGCUGGAGGAGCAGAAGGAUGGAGCCCGGGCAGCAGCAGCUGCUGACAAGAAGAAAGGUGUCCUGGGGCCGCUCACUGAGCUGGACACCAAAGAUGUUGAUGCCUUGCUGAAGAAGUCAGAAGCCCAACAUGAGCAGCCAGAGGAUGGGUGUCCCUUCGGGCCCCUGACACAGCGUCUCCUCCAGGCCCUUGUGGAGGAGAACAUCAUCUCCCCCGUAGAGGACUCUCCCAUCCCCGAGAUUGCUGGCAAGGAUUCAGGAGCUGAUGGUGCUGGCACAUCUCCCCGCAGCCAGAACAAGCCCUUCAGUGUCCCCCACACCAAGUCACUGGAGGGGCGGAUCAAGGAGGAGUUGGUGGCCCAGGGCCUGCUGGAGUCAGAGGACCGGCCAGCUGAAGACUCUGAGGAUGAAGUGCUGGCUGAGCUGCGUAAGAGGCAGGCAGAGCUCAAGGCCCUCAGCGCGCACAACCGUGCCAAGAAGCAUGAGCUACUGCGGCUGGCCAAGGAGGAGCUGCACCGGCAGGAGCUGCGGCAGCGCGUCCGCAUGGCUGACAAUGAGGUGAUGGAAGCCUUCCGCAAGAUCAUGGCUGCCCGGCAGAAGAAGCGCACGCCCACCAAGAAGGAGAAGGACCAGGCGUGGAAGACCCUGAAGGAGCGGGAGAGCAUCCUUAAGCUGCUGGAUGGGUAGCAGGGGGAUGAAGAACCCUCGACCAUGGACCUUGGCAGCCAGGGGCAGUGGUUGUGUCCCUGAUGCCUGCACCCUGCCAGCGUGAGACAGGGGGAUUCAGCCCCCCCACAUAGGACAGGUCCUGGCUGCUGUCUUUUCCCCAUAUGGGGUUGUCACUGACCCGGGCUGGGGACCCCACAGAGGUCCCUCACAGGAAUGUCCCCACUGCCACGGCCAGCACUUUCGACCCCUGUGUUCCUUUGUUAUUCUGGAAAAGUGACAUCAGCAGGGAUGGGGGAAGAUGUGGUGGCUCCCACAGUGCCACAUCCCUCCCCUCGGGGGGGAGCCCGUCUACCACAGACGGAUGGGUGGGGAGCAGCUGGGGGGGGGUGUCUCCGUGUACCGCUGUUUUCUGCUGCUGUGCGUGGGCAAUAAAGAGAUCCUGGUG
Messenger RNA from Calypte anna (Anna's hummingbird), 2202 nucleotides. RefSeq names its product transcriptional adaptor 3 (gene TADA3). Gene Ontology annotation, biological process: regulation of transcription by RNA polymerase II. NCBI's taxonomy places the organism in Eukaryota, Metazoa, Chordata, Aves, Apodiformes, Trochilidae. The transcript is spliced from 7 exons. The record is from RefSeq and is a predicted model, not a curated record. Bases 351 to 1775 code for a protein of 474 amino acids. Gene Ontology annotation, cellular component: SAGA complex. Gene Ontology annotation, molecular function: transcription coactivator activity.